Molecule: messenger RNA, 1235 nt
Organism: Aptenodytes forsteri (emperor penguin)
Lineage: Eukaryota; Metazoa; Chordata; Aves; Sphenisciformes; Spheniscidae
Gene: SLC25A26
Product: solute carrier family 25 member 26
Exons: 10
Coding region: 1-855 (284 amino acids)
Cellular component (GO): mitochondrial inner membrane
Molecular function (GO): S-adenosyl-L-methionine transmembrane transporter activity
Source: RefSeq, a predicted model, not a curated record
AUGGGGCACCAGGCAUUGGGGUGGCAGCUGGAGCUUCACCCUUAUGAAUAUCAAUGCACUUUACUCCAUGGUUUUGUCUUGAAGGCUGGUGGAGUUGCUGGUGUCUGUGUUGACUUGAUCCUUUUUCCCCUGGAUACUGUAAAAACAAGACUGCAGAGCCCUCAAGGAUUUCGGAAGGCUGGUGGUUUUCAUGGCAUCUAUGCUGGUGUCCCUUCCACUGCUAUAGGAUCCUUUCCAAAUGCUGCUGCGUUUUUUAUCACCUAUGAGAAUGUGAAAUCCAUGCUGCACCAUGGCUCUACAUCUUACUUGACUCCAGCAACACACAUGGUGGCUGCCUGCCUUGGGGAAGUGGUUGCAUGCCUCAUACGGGUUCCAUCUGAGGUUGUCAAGCAAAGGGCCCAGGUUUCUCCUUCCUCGAGUACCCUCCGGAUUCUGUCCCACACCUUGUAUCAUGAGGGUAUUCAAGGACUUUAUCGGGGUUAUAAAAGCACAGUAUUAAGAGAGAUUCCUUUCUCUCUGGUACAAUUUCCCCUCUGGGAGUCCUUAAAGGUUCUCUGGUCGUGGAAGCAGGGUCACGUGGUGGAUUCUUGGCAGUCAGCAGUCUGUGGAGCUUUUGCAGGUGGAUUUGCAGCUGCAGUCACCACACCUCUCGAUGUAGCGAAGACGAGAAUUAUGUUGGCAAAGGCUGGAUCCAGCAAUGCUAGCGGGAACGUUCUGGCCGCCCUCGGUGGCAUCUGGAGGACACAAGGCCUGUCGGGCUUGUUCGCAGGUGUUGUCCCACGGAUGGCAGCCAUCAGCCUGGGAGGCUUCAUCUUCCUGGGGACAUACGAGAAGACUCGCCAGCUGCUGCUCUGACCCAGCCCGGCCGGUCCUGCCGGUGGCCGCCGAAGAGCUGGAGAAGCCGCUGAGCUGGAGGAGGAGUCCGCCUGCGAACGCAGCCUUCCUCCUGCCACCCCUUCGCCGUGCCACAGCAGCUGUUCAGCAGGCUGAGCGCCGCUUUCACUGUUAAAGAAAAGUAAAUCCUCCAAUAAUUCAAUUUCCCAAAGACGAAAUUUUCCUGCAUGGAAAGUGAGUGAGGUCAUUGUGAGAGUCGUGCCAAAAAAGUAAUAUUUGGGGGGUAAACAGCUAAUUACGGUGGCUGAGAAAGGCAUUAUUAGAACUCCUGCAGGGGAAAUGUUUCGCAAACCUCCAGAUCGUGGGCUGAGCAGGGAGGCUGAAAUAAAGUGAGUUUUCAU